GUGUAAUUAAAUAUAUCUAGGCCUGAAUAUAUUUUAGUUAACAUUAUUAUAAAGACUAGCGUACAAUGGACUUAGCUUCUUCUCAGGACGCUGUCACUCCGACCUAUGGCAAGCAGACGCUCACCGACAACCCAGGGGAUCACGGAGCUCACCCGUGAUGAGUUUUCAUAGUGACAUUCAUGCAAACAGAUAUGGAGCGUUCUUGUCGUAACUGAUGGCCAGGGCGUGGCGGAAUUGGCGGUGAUCGGGCGGCCGAGGAACCAGUGUGGGAUGUUCAAUCACCUUAAGGAAGCUACGUGGCAAAUCGGCCAUUUUGGGCGGGGUCGGGCUGCAACGCAAGUGACGAACACAAAAUGGCUGACAAUGGAGGGGGGCCUGAUGCAGACUUGAGGCAUUCCCAACAAUGGCCCAGAUGAAGUAUUGUACGGAUUGCGAUCGUUAUUUUCAAAGCGCAGAAGCGCUUCGGCAUCAUCGCCUGUACUCGAGGCGGCAUGAAUUUGCCCGCCCUUACGCGCAGACAACAAUAUCAGGUUCUGGAAUGGCGUUUACAGGCUUUGGAGGCUCGCCAGCUAGCUCCUUGACUCAGACAGCCCGCGGUACGGCCGGAGAUGAUCCCUCUAAAGACCUAAUAAGUUCUCUAAAAGGGCUCUACUCCAGCGGGGAGUACUCAGACCUCGUGAUAUCCUGCGGAGGAAGGAAAUACCAUGUGCAUAGGGCCAUCGUAUGCACGCAGUCCGAGUUCUUCUCUGCAGCUUGCCGCGGAAGUUUCAAGGCUAGUGACAGUCCAUACACUAGCAACGACACUAAACUAACAUUAUAUUUAGGAGGCACAAGAAGGAAAGAUUGACCUCCCAGAUGAUGAUCCUCGGCUUGUCCAUAUAAUGGUACAUUAUCUAUACCACUUCAACUAUGACGUACGGCUAUAACACGAGCGUAGUGGUUUUGAUGGGUUAGAAAUGGACGGAUACGGAACCAAUGUCAAUGAACCGGCAGCGGACGCCCUUCUGACUCAUGCAAAAAUUUACGCCUUAGCAGAGAAGUACUUGAUCAGUGGACUGAAGGCUGUCGCGCUUCGACAAUUCAAGGCGGCGGCUACUGUUUCCUUGGAUAUCGAUGAUUUCCUUGGGGCAGCGCUAGUGGUGUACGAAUCCACUAUUGAAGACGACAGAGGCUUAAGAGAUGUCGUCGUGGAAACCCUUUGUAAGCAUUCCGAAUGGCUAGACGAGGAGAAGGUGCGAGAUGUGGUUAAGGAGUUGGGAGCUUUAACGUAUGAUAUGGUUAUAUAUAUGCG
Neurospora tetraspora is the source of this 1291-nucleotide messenger RNA. RefSeq lists its product as uncharacterized. The record is from RefSeq and is a predicted model, not a curated record. The transcript has 2 exons. Bases 413 to 847 code for a protein of 144 amino acids. Gene Ontology annotation, molecular function: protein binding. Lineage: Eukaryota; Fungi; Ascomycota; Sordariomycetes; Sordariales; Sordariaceae.